Messenger RNA from Aspergillus eucalypticola CBS 122712, 1313 nucleotides. RefSeq names its product mitochondrial fission process 1 family protein. NCBI's taxonomy places the organism in Eukaryota, Fungi, Ascomycota, Eurotiomycetes, Eurotiales, Aspergillaceae. Gene Ontology annotation, cellular component: mitochondrion. The record is from RefSeq and is a predicted model, not a curated record. Gene Ontology annotation, biological process: mitochondrial fission. Bases 121 to 1164 code for a protein of 347 amino acids. The transcript has 3 exons.
UUCCAGGCUGCUAGAAAUUCAUACCUCCCUCUCUUCCCCUUAUUUUUUUUAUUUUUCUCACCUCUCAUCCAAGCGUUGCUCAUUACUCCAACCCAUCGCAUUUUGUCCCAUCCUCACAUCAUGUUCUGGGGAAAGCAUCACGACGACACGCCCGAAGUGGCCCAACAACCGCCCAUUCCUCGCAAGAAGCUCCCUUCACAUUUGCAGAAACUCGCCGACAACGACGACAGUUUCUAUGAUGACAUUUAUUCCUCAUACUCCGUAGACUCCACCGAAACCCCCUACCGCUACGCCGGAUACGCCAACCGACUCCGCACCGUCUUACUCUCCGCCCACCGCUACGUCGCCUACACCUCCGACAUAGGCGAAUCCUUUCGCCCCGUCGCCCACCCCUGGCUAGUGCGAUCCGCCUACGGCAUUUCCUGGACCUAUCUAAUCGGCGAUGUCGCCCACGAAGGCUACAAAGCCUACCUCCGCAAUCGCCGCGUCCUAGCGCCUCCCUGCGAGGCCUACAAAGAUGCCAGCGACCUUACCCACGAGCAAGUCGCCAAGGGCAUGGUAACCGGCAACAUCGCCGGCUCUUUAACAGGCAGUAGCAGCAGCGAUACGCUGAUGCCAUGGCCCACGACUCACGUUCCCCUGGCUGAGGACUACCGCACAGUUAUGGCCCAGCGCGCCGUGUUCCAAGGUAUCGCCAGUAUGGGUCUUCCGGCCUUUACCAUCCAUUCGGUGGUCAAGUACUCUGGGCGCAUGUUGAAGAACUCCCGGAAUGUCUUUUUCCGUACUUGGGCGCCUAUCGGGCUCGGUCUCUCCGUCGUGCCUUUCCUCCCCUACCUAUUCGACAAGCCCGUCGAAGAGGCCGUCGAAUGGGCCUUCCAUACCGGACUUCGUGCGUAUGCCGGUGAAGAUGCAGUCCGUCCGUUGCCUCAGGCCGUGAGGACGCCUCAUGACGAGGAGACCUCCCUCAGCCAUUUCCUCCGGGCCCAGGCUGAGAAGAAUAACGGCGAGGUCAUGGGCUACGAUGCGAACGUCUCCUGGGAGAAGUAUAAGGAGGAACGCCGUCGAGCGAAGGAGCAGCGCAUGCAGGAGCGUGAGCAGCGCGGCGAGAGGGGCCCGUUGUCGUUGUUGGGUUUCGGGUCGAAUUCGAAAGAGAAGAAAGAGUGAUUGAUUGAUUGAUUUUUUUUCUAUACCUUUGUUUCUUUAUCCCCUUCAUUUUAGCUCGGUUUUUUAUCUAGUUGCCCGGGUUUUUUCUUAUGUCAUUGGCGAUGGAGGGAUGGAUGAAAUGGUUCUGACUUGAUUCUUAUUAUUAUUCG